Ectocarpus sp. CCAP 1310/34 is the source of this 1079-nucleotide messenger RNA. NCBI's taxonomy places the organism in Eukaryota, Phaeophyceae, Ectocarpales, Ectocarpaceae. The record is from the annotation of a GenBank genome assembly.
AUGUCUCCAUCUUUUUUCGUUGGACACAAGCCAUUGAUACACCUGCUGUCAGUCAUCUCUGCCGUCUACGACUCCCCCCCCCCGAUAUAUUAUGACUUUCCGCCCCAUUGCCCCUCGUGUAUUCUCCCGCUCUUCGUGUCAAUCCGACCAAGACGCGAGCUCCUGUGCGACCGUAAGGACCCUUACGCGCACCUUUCUCCUCGGCGGCUAGCCUUCACCGUCGUAAAGUCGGGGUUCGUGGUGGCCGCGCCCAUGCUCAACGAAGUCAUCUUGGAAAACUUAGAUGAGAACAACCAAAGUGGAGGCGGACGAGGAAGCUUUGGCGGCGGCAGGAUUGGUGGGGACCCUUUCGGUACCAACAUCCGACGGGUGUACGUAGGCCAGGACGGCGAGCUGGUGUUUGAGCGAGCGGGGGAGGAAAAGAAGAGAGAGGAAGGGGACCAAACCGACGGGGACGUGGCCAAGUCCCUGAGCAAGUCCUUCGAGCUCUUCCCAGCCUUGGUGACGACCGUCCCUUUGUCCCGAACCUCAAAGCCCUACCCUUUUCCCGUAAAACAGACUUUUCGGAGAGUGUUGCACAGCGUGAUGACGGUGUCGACACAGCGGCUGCUGGAGUGGCAGGCCGUCUUGCACCUUCCUGCCCGGACGGCCGAUCGUUUGACGAAGGCAAGGCAAGCUGCUGCUAACAUAGCUCUGUCGGCGCUGCGCAAGACGGAGCGCAUGUCUCGGAGCAUGGCAGCCGCCAGGAUGACUCUCACCGCCGCAAGGUCGCUCUUCUUCCAAAACCUGGCUCUCUUCAUCGUGGACGAGCUGUUCCUUGGCGUCCGCGUUGGGCUUACCGAAAGGCGGCGGAGGAGAGACAACCCCUACGCAUGCACGGAUUGGCCGGCGGUGCUGCGGGAACUGCGUAAAAAGUCUGUGGGCAACGCCGCGUUCGCCUUUUGCAUCUGGAUGGCGGGCACCAUUGGCAGCGUCGUCGGCACCAUGGUCUACCCUCCUCGAGGGCCCGAGCUGCUGUCGGUCUUGGCUGAGAUGGGCGCUUCGGCAGUCCUUGGCUAAGGCAGGGAAGAGGGUGUGUU